CGAUGGUUUUCAUCUCUGAAACUUCCGACGACGGCUCCAAUGGCGGCGAUCCAACCAAGAAUCCGCAAGAAGAAGAAGAAGAGAAUCUUCCUCCGAUUCCUCAAGGAAUCCCAGACGAACUCAUCGAAAGUACCGUCUUACUAAUCCGGAGAUGUCAUUACCCGACGCUAUCUCUCCUCUCCAAAACCUUUCGUCGCGUUAUCUCUUCUUCGGAACUCUACAAAAGCCGCUUCAUCCUCAACCUCACCGACUCAGUUCUUUACGCCUUGAUCGGAUUCUCUCCUUAUAAUACCACAAACUUGUACAUUCUCAAUUGUAACAUUCCAAGAAACAUCUCUUUACACUUGAGAGAAAUCAAAUCACUUCCUCCUCUGAAUCAUGGAUCUGCGGUGGUCACAAUCGGAUACCAUAUGUAUGUAAUCGGUGGACACAACCGCCUACAUCAACCCACAUCGAAUGUGUCUAUCAUCGAUUUGAGAUUUCAUACGUCUUGCUCGCUCCCGAGAAUGCAGAGAACUCGCGUCUACGCAGCUGCAGGAGUAAUUGACGGAAGGAUUUAUGUGAUCGGAGGUUGCGUGAAGCGAAAUGAUCAUUGGAUCGAAGUGUUCGAUAUAGAGAAUCGGAUUUGGAGUAGUGUGCCUCAUCAUCGAUACUGUAACGGUUCUAGUUUGAGAGGAGAAGGGUUUGUGACAUCAGUGGUGAUGCAAAACAAGAUUUACAUUUUGGAUUCUCUGUUUGGUUUUGCUUACGAACCAAGACACGGUACAUUGCAGUCAUUAGGAUUUGAAACUCAGUUCAUGUUUCUUUGGCGCGACCCGUGUUGUGUGAUUGAGGGUUUGUUGUAUUGUAUUGAUCCUAUGUGUGUUCUUGGACAUGCAAUAGUUGUUUAUGAUCCGAAUGAGUUGAUUUGGAGACGUGUGAAGGGGGCAUAUAUUUUGCCUAAGUUUUGUUAUUAUCAGUGUAAAAUGGCGAAUUUUGGUGGGAAGUUGGCAAUUUUGGGAUGUUCUAAUUCCAGCCAGCGUGGUUUGAAAGAUGUUUGGUUCGUAGAGAUUGAGUUGGAAAAUCGUCAAAGUGGUGAGAUUUGGGGGAAGGUCGAUUCAUUGGCGAUUGUGCUUAGAUCAGUGAAGUCGCCUUCCAUUGAUCUGUUUCGCUCUGUUACGUUUUGAUGAUUCGUUUGCAGUUGCAAGGUGAAGGAUCUUUUAUUAUAUCUACUGUUUUAGCAGCUUGUUGAUAUGAAGCAAAAGUGGUGCUGCAGAAGCUGUUAUAUCUUACCUUUGUGCAAAAAUGUGAAUACUCUUACAGAGUUAGCCUUUUCUUGUACUAAAUUCUUAGGAGACUUGUUGAAAUGCAUAUUUGGUUUAGC
Arabidopsis thaliana (thale cress) is the source of this 1363-nucleotide messenger RNA. Its product is annotated as Galactose oxidase/kelch repeat superfamily protein. Bases 3 to 1166 code for a protein of 387 amino acids. The transcript has 2 exons. NCBI's taxonomy places the organism in Eukaryota, Viridiplantae, Streptophyta, Magnoliopsida, Brassicales, Brassicaceae. The record is from RefSeq and is marked reviewed.